Acanthopagrus latus (yellowfin seabream) is the source of this 1200-nucleotide messenger RNA. RefSeq names its product coiled-coil domain containing 124 (gene ccdc124). Gene Ontology annotation, cellular component: nucleus. Lineage: Eukaryota; Metazoa; Chordata; Actinopteri; Spariformes; Sparidae. Gene Ontology annotation, molecular function: transcription coactivator activity. The record is from RefSeq and is a predicted model, not a curated record. Bases 172 to 840 code for a protein of 222 amino acids. Gene Ontology annotation, biological process: transcription by RNA polymerase II. The transcript is spliced from 5 exons.
AAGUAUAAAGACUAAAAAAGUAGAAUGUCUCACCGUUGAUCGAGCACUACGUCAUCAGAGUGCGCGGUGCUCUCAGAGAGGAGGUGGCAGAUGCCUCUUCGAAACAACAGUCAGUUGUCGACUGCUUACGACCAGUUUUUCCUCUCAUACUGCUGAAGAGCAGCUGUUGGGAUGCCAAAGAAGUUCCAGGGCGAGAACUCCAAGGCGGCCACAGCCAGAGCCCGCAAGGCUGACGCCAAGGCAGUGGCGGACGCCCGCAAGAAGCAGCAGGAAGAGGAUGCUCUGUGGCAGGAGACUGACAAACAUGUACUCAAGAAAGAGCAGAGAAAGGACGACAAGGAGAAGAAGAGGCUUGAGCUCCUGGAGAGGAAGAAGGAAAACCAGCGACUUCUGGAUGAGGAAUCUGCCAGGAUAAAAGGCAAAGCCCAGAAGGAGGCUGCACUUGGAGGAAAAGUGACUCGUGCCCAGAUUGACGAGGUGCUUCAGAAUGAGCGACUGAAGCAGGAGGAUCAGGAAAUAAAGCCGAAAGAAAAGAGCCACCUGGAGGUUCCCCUGGAGGAGAACGUGAACAGAAUCAUCCCUGAUGAGGGAGCUGUGGAAGCCAGGACAAUAGAAGACGCCAUCGCUGUGCUCAGCACUGGACCUGAGGAAUUGGACCAUCACCCAGAGCGGAGGAUGAAAGCAGCGUUUGCUUCCUAUGAGGAGGCCAACAUGCCUCGCCUAAAAAAGGAGAACCCCAACAUGAGGUUGUCUCAGCUGAAGCAACUGCUGAAGAAAGAGUGGAUGAAGUCACCAGAGAACCCCCUGAACCAACGCUUUGCCUCCUACAACUCAAAAUGAAUGCACUGUCUCCCCCGAAACUCCAUCUGAGAACUGUCUGCCUAUGCACAUUGGAGACUUCCAUUGAAAAAUUUGAAUCAUUUCAUCUAAAAAUGAGCGUUACUGCUGAGAGCCGCCCAGAAACAAUCUCUACAGGUCCAGAGGACGCAGAUUUGUUGGUUCACUCACUAGAAAGGAGAAGCUGAUUUUCCCUUAUCAAGGUCACAACUGAUCAUCAUGUCUGUGCACGUGGCCUCUAAUAAGAAAUUAAGCAUCUAAUAAGUUUGAUAACAUCUUGUUUUUUUUUUCUCUAGCACUUCUGGGGAGGUGGGAGAGCAGAUGUUUUGAGAGUAACUUAUUAAAGUUCACCACUCAAUCAUA